Daucus carota subsp. sativus is the source of this 2052-nucleotide messenger RNA. RefSeq names its product pentatricopeptide repeat-containing protein ELI1, chloroplastic. The record is from RefSeq and is a predicted model, not a curated record. Gene Ontology annotation, molecular function: protein binding. Lineage: Eukaryota; Viridiplantae; Streptophyta; Magnoliopsida; Apiales; Apiaceae. Bases 203 to 1834 code for a protein of 543 amino acids. The transcript has a single exon.
UGAUGAAGUGGCAAUUAUAGCUAUUGCUAUAGUUUGUGCUAAAUAUAGCACCAACUAUAGCAAUAUGCUAUUUUAGCACCAAGUUUAGCACACCAUUGAAGUUGAAAUUUUUUGAUUUAGAGCUAUAAUAUAGAUAUAGCACAAGAUAUAGCUCACCGUUGGACUUGCUCUAAGCAAGUGAAAGCCAAAAGGGCGCCAAACCAUGUCUUCACUUGCUACAUUCUGCACCGCUCCACCACCGCAAUCAUCCACCGUAAAGCACCACCACAAUCAUUUAUCUCCGGCCAGACUUGCCACAUUAAUCGACAACUCGAAAACGAUAAAACAGCUCUUCCAAAUCCACGCUUAUCUACUCCGAAACAGCCUCGAAACUCAUCCAAUUUUAAACUUGAAGCUUCAGCGCUCUUACUCUUUACUCGGGCGCCUCGAUUACUCGAGCACAUUGUUUCAUCGCACUCUUGAUCGUGAUGUAUUUUUCUACACUAGUAUUAUUCUUUCCCACAACAAUGAGAAUUUGCAUUGGCAAGCAAUGGGUUUGUAUGUCGAAAUGUUGUCGAAAAAAAUUGAGCCCAAUGCCUUCACAUUCUCCGCAAUGCUGAAGAAUUCGCCAAUUGUAACUGCAAGAGGGCUACACGGGCAAGCAAUUAAGAUGGGGUGUGAGAUGAAUUCUUACGUCAGAACUGGUUUGAUUGAUGUUUACGCGAGGGGAGGCGAGGUGGAGCUUGCGGGCCAACUGUUUGAUAAAAUGCCUGAGAGGAGUUUGGUUUCAUUAACUACGAUGAUGACUGGUUUAGCAAAGAAUGGGGAUGUUGAUGGCGCGAGGGCGGUGUUUGAGGGAAUGGGGGAAAGGGAUGUGGUGUGUUGGAAUGUGAUGAUUGACGCGUAUGUUCAACAUGGGAGGGCUAAUGAGGCUUUGGUUCUGUUCAGGGAAAUGUUGUCUGGUGAUGUUUGUCCUGAUGGAGUUACUUUGGUGGCGGUUUUUUCUGCUUGCGGGCAGCUUGGAGCUCUGGAAUCGGGGAGGUGGGUUCAUGGUUAUAUGAAGAAUAGACGUGUUCGGAUGAAUGUUCAUGUUGGGGCGGCUUUGGUAGAUAUGUAUAGCAAAUGUGGUAGUUGGGAGGACGCUCGAUUGGUUUUUGAUGAGAUCAAGUCGAAAGAUAUAGUUGUGUGGAACGCGAUGAUUUCUGGAUACGCGAUGAAUGGGUUGAGCAGAGAAGCGUUGCAGCUUUUUAGUGAAAUGCGUCAGCUGAGUGUGCAUCCUACAGAGAUUACCUUCAUCGGACUUUUAAGUGUUUGUGCCCAUGCUGGUUUGGUACGCGAAGGAUCUGAAAUUUUCCGGUCAAUGAGGAAGGAAUAUGGAAUUGAACCUAGAAUCGAGCAUUAUGGAUGUAUGAUCAAUCUUUUAGGUCGGCUUGGGCACCUUAAUGAAGCGUUUAAGCUUGUCAAGGCCAUGACCAUGAGUAUCGCUACCAGGCCGGAUCAGAUCAUUUGGAGAACAUUACUCGACGCUUGUAGACUCCACGGAGACAGUGAUCUGGGAGAGGAUAUCAUAAAAUUCUACACUGAUCAGAAUCCUGCAAGUUCAGGCGCGUUCAUACUUCUUUCAAAUAUUUAUGCCGCGAAACGCAAUUGGAAUGGUGCGAAAAGGGUGAGAACAAUGAUGAAAGACACGGGGAUACAAAAGGAACCUGGUUGUAGCUCAAUUGAAGUGAAUAACACUGUGCAUGAAUUCCUUGCCGGAGAUGCAAAACACCCCAAGAGGAAAGAAAUCUAUUUGAUGCUGGAGGAACUGAAUAGAUGUCUCAGGGAUUAUGGCAAUGACGCGCAACAAACUUAGGCCCGUCAUUAUACUCUCUCCAUCCCAUUUUACAUAUCUCUUUUAGAAAAAUUAUGCAUCUUAAAAAAUAUUAGCUAAGUACUCCCUCCGUCCCAGCAGGAAGCUUACGUACACUGUUUGCACGCAUUUUGAGGCUCUCGUAAAGUAUAGUUCUAUAAUGUAUUUUUAAUUUUUUCAUUUUUUGAAUAAAAGUUUAAACGUCAAACUUUUUUUCGGAA